Drosophila willistoni is the source of this 450-nucleotide messenger RNA. RefSeq lists its product as uncharacterized. The record is from RefSeq and is a predicted model, not a curated record. The transcript has 2 exons. The coding region runs from base 110 to 421 and encodes 103 amino acids. Gene Ontology annotation, cellular component: nucleus. Lineage: Eukaryota; Metazoa; Arthropoda; Insecta; Diptera; Drosophilidae.
GAUUUUCACGUUAACCAACACUGACAUAUAGCGACAGAAAAGCAUCAAGUAAAAAAGGGAGAAAAUUUUAUUGCCAUAAAUUGCAUAUUUCUACGUUUUAUAAAGGAGGAUGAAGAAAACCAAAAAAGUACAAAAACUAGAAAACUAUUUGAUGGGACGAGAGGUGGAGAAGAUAAUUACCGUGGUAGACAUGGGAUUGGAGACCAAGACCGAGAAAGACGUGAAAUCGGAGACCAAGACCGAGGUAGACAUGGGAUUGCAGACCAAGAGCGAGAGGAAUUUGAAGGUGCUGGUCAAAUUCAAGGAUCAGAAGAAUCCUGAGUUUGUUUCAACAACUUUGGCCAAUGAGCAAAUUACACAAAUGAUUAUCAAGUUCUAUGAGGAACAUGUUUGCUUUCUGACACCAGAUAGCAAUGCUUAAAUAAAUUGGCACUUUCUUUUUCAAAAGCA